CUCAGAUUAUCAAAGGAGGGUAAAGGGUCACUUUCUAGAGUCAAUCCACACAUUCUCUCAGAGGAGGAGGAAUUGAUUUUAAAAGACUGACACAAGUGGUUCUGGAUUGUACGUUUUUCUCUCCUCAUUCUGAAGCAUGUCUCAGAGGAGUAAAACUUCUUCAAAAGAAAGCUCCUCUGGUCCUCCAUCCACAUCAGAUGCUCAUCCUCCACGCUCUGCUCUUCGUAGCUCCUCAAAAGACUCAAAAAACUCAGGUCACAGGGGCUCAUCUGACAGUCAAGGACGGCGCGGCAGUAGAUCUUUCAGCCAGAACUCAGCUAUCGCUGCAGCAUAUACACAGUACCUCAACGCUCUCUUUGGACAGGACAGAGAUUUACUGCCAGAGGAACUAGAUGAACUUCAUGUAGCAUUUAAAGAGUUUGACUAUGACCAGGACGGGUAUUUGCACUACAAAGAUGUUGCAGACUGCAUGAGAACCAUGGGAUACAUGCCAACAGAGAUGGAACUGAUUGAGAUCAUUCAGCAGAUAAAAAUGAAAUGGGGAGGUCAUGUGGACUUUGAUGAUUUCUGUGAAUUAAUGGGGCCCAGGAUGCUGGCUGAAACUGCUCAUAUGGUGGGUCUAAGGGAGCUGCACUGCGCUUUCAAACAGUUUGACUAUGACGGUGAUGGACGGAUCACCUUUGAGGAGCUGAAGGAGUCCACAAAGACGCUACUUGGGGAGAAACUAAAGAAGGGAGAAUUGGAAGAAAUUCUGACAGACAUCGAUCGCAACGGAGACGGGAACGUGGACUUUGAUGAGUUUGUCAUGAUGCUGUCUCUCCGAUAGCGGGAUGUUUGACGUUUUUCAUACCUGAGAGCUUAAUCACGGAUCAUCACACCUGUCAAUCAAGUUCUUAAUACGUAUAAGUAUAUUUGUAUUCAAUAAAGGUCUGAAAUUCUGUGAGAAUAUUCUGGUUGUUCGAUGCAGGGGUGGUGGAUGAUCUAAUCAGUAGCUCUGCGAGUUAUGAAACGAGCUGCUGCAACCUAGUGGAGGAUAUAGGUAACGAUAAUAAUAAUAAUAAUAAUGAUAAUAAUAAUAAAUGUUAUUUGUUGAAUAUUUUGAAAUAAUAAUAAUAAAAAUGUUAUGUUAAUUAUUAUGUAAUAAUAGUAAUAAUCAUAAAAAGUUAGGCUCCAACAUCCCUGUGACCAUGCAUAGGUCAAAUUGUUUAUUUACAUUUAGUCAUUUUGCAGACGCUUUUAUCCAAUAGUUUAUGUAAUAGUUUGUAAUUAUUGUCAGUAAAAAGAAGAAGAUGAAUAAUAAUAA
This is a messenger RNA of Cyprinus carpio (common carp), 1303 nucleotides long. RefSeq names its product calcium-binding protein 2-like. NCBI's taxonomy places the organism in Eukaryota, Metazoa, Chordata, Actinopteri, Cypriniformes, Cyprinidae. The record is from RefSeq and is a predicted model, not a curated record. Gene Ontology annotation, molecular function: calcium ion binding.